CUCAGCGUUCAGACCCCCGAAUCAUGCCAUUCGGCGGACCUCUAUCGCAGGGGCCGCCUGCCCAGCGACGCAAGCGCCACCAACCCAAGCGCAAGUACGCAGGCGAGGCCAAGCGCGAAGGGCUGCGACUGGCUGCGAUCGCUGCAGCUGCCCCGGCUCCAAUCCCGCCAACGCAAGUCCAGGCCCGCCGGCUCUAUGUGGGCGGCCUGCCGCUCGAGGUGUCCGAGCACGACGUGCAGGAGCGCUUCAAGUCGUUUGGCGCAGUGAAGGCCGUCCAGCUCAUCCGCGACCACGAGACUGGUGAGUCGCGAGGAUUUGCCUACCUCGACGUGGAUUACACCGAAAACAGCUUGAAAAAGUGCAUGAGCGUCUACGCAAACGCGCGGUGGAAGGGCAAACUCGUCCGAGUGCAGCUCGCCAAGGAGAGCGUCCUGGUGCGCCUUCAACGAGAGCGCGAGGAGGCCCAGGCACUGAAAUCUGCCUUGAAGACUGGCGGAAGUGCGGCUGUGGCAAAGCUUUUGCGCGCUCAAGCCGCAAAACUCAAGUCUCCCGCUGCUGCUGCGCUUGCCAAGGCUCGCGGCGCGCCCUCUCGCGCGUUCAAGCAGCGUGCCGCAAACCCGCGAAUGCGCAUCAAGCCGCCGAGUCCAUUAAAUCGUGUUACGUCCAAGUCCAUCACAAUAGCCAAGUUUGUGCGCCCAAAGUACGGGGUAGCGCAGCACCGUCCCUCGGACAUUUUCUGCUCGGCCCGCGCAAUCAAGUCGCUGGUGCGCCAAUUACAACUCAACGGCCUGCCCAUCAUGGGUUUGGCGAGUGUUCCAUUCCGUCCGCCCGCUUCCGAGGAAGAGCUCAAGACGCGCACCAAAAGCAAGGGCUGGAUUGCGGGCAAGUAUGGCCGCAUGAUGACAAUUUUCCGAAUCCGAAGACGUGAUGGCCAAAAGAUUAUCAAAGUCAACCCGGCAAAAACACAGCACCAACUGAAAGUAUUCAAAGACGAAGAGCUCUUCACAGCGCCAGUCAUAGUAACAGAAAAGCAACGAGAGCGCAUUGUGUCGCAGCAAAAGCAAGUCAUGUCGUCGCUCCAGGCUCCACCGCCAGUACCGGCGGCCGCUCCCGAGCGCGAAGAGCUGAGUGAAGUUAAGAGUCGAGCAAAGGAAAAAGCCCUCAAGAACGCUCAACGCAACAUUGAUGAAGACGAUGGCGAUUUCUGGGAUAAGCUCCGAGCAGGCAAGCAGCCCGCUCCGGACCAAGUCCCUGCUGUUGUUGCUGCUGCUGCUGCAAGCGCGGCUGCGCCCAUUCAGCCCACGAAACGUGGGGCGACCGAACCGCCAACAGCGGCUGUUGAUGUGGCUCCCAAGAAGGCGAAACUGUGGUUUGAGGAUGACUCGGACGACGAGGACAAUGAUGCUCGCAAAAAGCAGGCUCGCAAGGCCAAGACACCAUCCCAACCGUUUGGCGAAUUCGACAGCGGAUUGUCAGUCGAGCCUUUGGCGUCCCACCACCAGGGUAUUGCGGCGUCGUCGCGUGAUACGAGCAAGUCUCGUGUGCCCGAGGAUGACACGCAAUCGGAGACCAGGAAGGUCCGCGCCUCGGCGUGGCUCGGCUCUGAUGACGAGGACGAUGACAACAGCCAUAAGGGUUUGCUGGGUAACGAUGCGGAUGAGGCUUUCGGGGUGCGAAAGGCUUUCGAAGGCGCCAAAGGGCAGGAAAUGCUGCAAUUGCAACGCAAGAUUGGCUCCGAUCCUCGGUUCCGCCUCGAUGAUCGAUUCGCUGUUAAUUUUGGAGAGGCUUCGCAUGAACAAGAAAGCGAUGACAACCAAGACAUUGCCUCUCAACAGCAGGAUCCCGAAGAAAUCAAUCUGCAGCGCGAGAAGGACCUGGCGAUGGCCGUGCUUCGCUCCAUUGUCCCGCAAGCUGCGCCAACCAGCAAGGCGGCUUUCGUGGCGGCAGCUGUGGCAUCGUUGACGCCCUUCGCCGGUGCGCCAGCGCAGCGAUCGAAAAACUACUUUCCCGAUAUUGCCACAAUCCGGUACGAUCCCAAGCGUGCGGACUCGCAGCGCUUUGAGCUUGGCUUUGGCCGCGACGAAGCUGCCGAGAAGGACGAGAACAGCAACCGAAAGACGAAACUGUCGACCAGAGCGGGAGAUUAUGACGACGACGAUGAUGACGACGACCACGACGACGACCGCGACGACGACCGCGACAAUAAGAAAACCGCUCCUCAAUCAGUGUCGAGCAAGGCCGUGGCCCCAGCAAAGUCCCAGUCGGCCGAAAUCGAGAACAGCAAGGGCUUGGCUGCGCUUGUCAACAACGAACGGUUUGUCAAUGUUAAGACCUCUCUCGCUGGACUGUUUGGCGCUGGGCCCGCCACAUUCAACUUGUUCGGAGGAUCGGCUGCUACUGCUGCUGCCGCUGCUGCUUCUUCUACUACUGCUCCUUCCAACGGCAAUAAUGACACCGCCCCAGGUGCUGAAACAUUCAAGUUUGGGUUUUCUGCACCCACCUCGGACGACGCCGAUCAUGCAGACCAAGUGCCAGACGCAGACGCCGAAGCGGCAUCCUUCCUGAAAGCCGCCCCAGUUAGCUUUUUCUUCCUGCACACUGGAACGCGACAGGAUCGAUUGCUAGCGCUGCAGCGCGAACUUGCCCAGCGGGCGUCCCUGCCCACCAACGACGCCUCUGCGCCCGCGCUUGCGACUGGAUCCAAGCUGAAGCAAGCCUCCGCGCAAGGAGUGCCCACCCAGGUCUUCAUGAAACAUGGCGACGACGCAACCAUUGCAGAACAGUGGAAAGCUGCCCGUGGCAAUCUCAUCAAGGAUUACAAGAGCAAACGCAAGACCUCCGUGCGUCGGCAAGCAAAGUCAACGCUGCGCCAUGGGUCUGCUGCUUUUGCCACGACUGCCGGGGUCGGAAAGCGUCGGCCGAACCACAAAGCACACGGACGCAAGCCAUAGACUAUUUCAUGUUCAACGAAAUGGUUUGUGAAAGUUGCUAAAAGGUGUUAUUGUUUUUUUAAUCUUUAUUUGGAAUGUUGCUCUUUCCUUCCUUCCUUCGUUUCUUUUCACCCCCCCCCCUUUGCCUUUCUCCCACGCUCUGUUAACGAAUAGCAAAAUUCAACGACCUACA
Capsaspora owczarzaki ATCC 30864 is the source of this 3123-nucleotide messenger RNA. RefSeq lists its product as hypothetical. Lineage: Eukaryota; Filasterea; Ministeriida; Capsasporidae. The record is from RefSeq and is a predicted model, not a curated record. The transcript is spliced from 5 exons. Bases 24 to 2951 code for a protein of 975 amino acids. Gene Ontology annotation, molecular function: RNA binding.